Molecule: messenger RNA, 1557 nt
Organism: Recurvomyces mirabilis
Lineage: Eukaryota; Fungi; Ascomycota; Dothideomycetes; Mycosphaerellales; Teratosphaeriaceae
Exons: 3
Coding region: 1-1557 (518 amino acids)
Biological process (GO): transmembrane transport
Cellular component (GO): plasma membrane
Molecular function (GO): transmembrane transporter activity
Source: RefSeq, a predicted model, not a curated record
AUGGACGCAUUCACGCCAGGGUCGCAACACAGCGUCGACGAGAAGCACGCUGUCGAUAGCUCAGCAGCCGAUGGAGAUCGAGUCGAGGGCAACGUCGAUCGGGAUGGACUCAAGCUGGCCAAGGAUGGACGCACAGUGUUGGUUCCACAACCAACAGACGAUCCUAAUGAUCCCUUGAACUGGUCCUGGAGAAAGAAGCAUUCGGUCCUGCUGGCUUUGGCAACUAUCUCUUUCAUUCCUGACUUUGGUACUGCGAUGGGUUCCGUUACUCAGAUACCCCAGGCCAAGCAGUGGCACAAACCAGUCAACACGAUCGCCGAGAGCAUUGCGAUCAACACCAUGCUUUCUGGUGUGAGCGGUAUCGUGGUCGUCGCUCUAUCAAGCUUCUUCGGACGCGCGCCGGUCAUGUUUUGGAUGCGACUCAUUGUCCUCGGCGCGGUCUUUUGGUACGCCUUCGCACCAAGCUACAGUCAAUUCUAUUCCGCGAGGAUUCUUGUGGGCUUCUUCGUCGGGGUGGGCCAGUCAGGAGGGCUGAUGUGGAUUGAAGACAUGUUCUUCCGCCAUGAACUUCCAAGAAAGAUCAAUAUUUGGUCUGGAUUCAUCAUAGUCAGUCCUUACUUCGGGCCUUGGAUGGCGAACUUCGUGGUCUGGCGUGAGAGUUGGCGCUGGGUAUACUACAUCUACGCGAUCAUGAACGUUGUCGCCCUGUUCGUAGUAUGCGCUUUCAUCGAUGAGACGUUUUAUGACCGAAGGCUUUCGGACGACCGACAGCCAGCGUGGAGGUCUCGCAUCUUGAGACUUAUUGGCUGCGAACGCCAUGGACGGGAGUCCUGGUUGGAAGCUGUAUCACGCCCAUUCAUUGCGGGCACGAAACUUCCCGUGCUAAUCAUAACCGUGUAUUACUUUCUGAACUUCGCGUGGGUCAUUGGCGUGAACGCCAGCACUUCCGUGCUUCUCAAAGCCACCUACCAUUUCAACAGCAAACAGACAGCCUUGUUUUAUUUCGGUCCAAUCGUCGGUAGCAUCCUAAGCACCAUCCUCGGCCACUGGGUUCACGAUCUCUUUGGUCGACUGUACGUUCGCAUCCACGGCGGCGAAUUUGCGUCAGAAGCUCGACUGUGGAUCAUCUACGUAGCUUCGCCGUUCACCGGAAUGGCAAUCAUGUUGAUCGGAUAUGCCUUGCAACGUCAUUGGAACGUGUAUGGUCUCUCGAUCUUGCUUGGGGUCCAGAUUUUCGGCAUUAAUAUUAUCUCGACCGCUGUGAAUGCUUAUCUACUAGACGCAUAUCCCGAAGGCUCAAAUGAGGUCGACGUGUGGAUUGUACUGGGUAGAACACUGGGCGGGAUGCUGAGUACGUAUGAGCAGUUGCCGUGGGUCGCUCGAGAUGGUACGCACCCGCUCAUUUGUCCCUUGCUGUAUUAUCGCAAAGCGCUGAACCGAGUUGUAGGCACCGCCAAAGUGUUUUCCAUUCAGGCCGGCAUCACUUGGGCGUCACUUAUUUUCGUCGUUGUCCUACAGAUCUGGGCAGGCGGAUCAGAGAGUGGCAAGGCCCCAUGA